GCCGCCCGGCUGUAACACGAGCUUGUGUUUCCUGGUGCCGGGGCUCCUUUAAGAGGCAGAGCUCGGUGCUGGGAAUUCACGUCAGUUUCAGCCCUGAAACUCUCCAGAUCAAUGAGCAAAGAGCUUUCUCACUUCUGCCUUUCAGUUUCUCUCUUCCAGGAAGGAAAACAUUCAGAGGGAGAGGGAGAGGGAGCGGGAGCGAGAGCGAGGGCAGCAGCAGCCGCAGCCGCAGCCGCCGCCUCACCCUCCCGGGCUGGAAGCAGACCCCCCUGGCAGCCCCUUCUUCCCCAACCAGCAGCACCCCCACCAAACUAUGCGGGCUGCCACUCCCAGGGGCAGAUCUGCCGGCACCUUGAGCUCUUUGGGGAAGAUGGUCGGAGUAACUUCUCCUUGAAUGAUUGCGUCUGGCUCUGAAGGAUUUCUGGGUUGGGGAGAGGAAAGGAAAGUGGGAAAACCCCCCUAAGAACUUCCUGAUCUCUCUCGUUCCCUUUCUCUGCCCUCUCCUUUUUUCUUUUUAUUUCCCUCCCUCUGUGAGACAUGUCUGAGGCUCCUGCUCAGUGUUGCAUCAAGAUUCAAGAAAGAGAGUGAAAAACCUUCAUGGAAUACAUGGAAGGGGAAUUACAGAUCAGCCUUUGAAAAAAGCAGAAGUUGUCUGGUUUUGAGGAAGAGGCAUUGUUCACUUCCAGGAGCUGUACAUGGGUUGAACAGGAAAGAAUUUCAUACACGCCUCCAGCAAGCCCGGUACCAAAUUACACUUCGUCACCACUACAUGUCCCAGUGCCUCGAGCAAUCAGGAUGGAGGAAGAUGCGAUCAGACUGCCUGCACACCUGCGUUUGCAGCCAGUUUACUGGAGCAGAGAAGAUGUGGCUCAGUGGCUCAAGUGGGCAGAGAAGGAGUUUUCCUUGAGGCCAAUUGACAGCAACACUUUUGAGAUGAAUGGCAAAGCUCUCCUGCUGCUAACCAAAGAGGACUUUCGAUACAGGUCUCCUCAUUCAGGUGACGUACUGUAUGAACUACUUCAGCAUAUCCUGAAGCAAAGGAAAGCUCGUAUGCUGUUUUCACCUUUCUUCCACCCUGGGAACUCUAUACACGCUCAGCCAGAGGUCAUAUUACACCAAAACCACGAUGAAGAUAACUUUGUCCAGAGACCUUCAAGACCAUCAGCAGAAACAGUCCAUCACAAUCCCCCAACCAUUGAACUGUUGCAUCGCUCUAGAUCACCUGUCACCACCAAUCACCGGCCAUCACCAGACCUGGAACAGAGACCGUUGAAGUCCCCAUUGGACAACACUAUCCGUCGCCUCUCCCCAGCUGAGAGGGUCCCAGGAACAAGGCAUCAGCAAGAGAACAACCAUCAGGAUACUUACCCUCUCUCAGUGUCUCCUAUAGAGAACAACCACUGCCCACCUCCUUCUGAAGUGCUUCAGAAGCCUUCCAGCCCCCGCCAAGAGAACACCCGAGUCAUCCAGCUGAUGCCUAGUCCCAUCAUGCACCCUUUAAUAUUGAACCCCAGGCACUCUGAUUUCAAACCAUCGAGGUUGUCUGAGGAUGGGCUGCACAGGGAGGUAAAACCCAUCAACCUGUCCCACCGAGAGGAGCUAGCAUACAUGAACCACAUCAUGGUGUCUGUCUCCCCUCCUGAGGAACAUUCAAUGCCAAUUGGAAGGAUAGCAGAUUGCAGGCUGCUUUGGGAUUACGUCUAUCAGCUGCUUUCUGACAGCCGGUACGAAAACUUCAUCCGAUGGGAGGACAAGGAGUCCAAAAUAUUUCGGAUAGUGGAUCCCAAUGGGCUGGCCCGGCUGUGGGGAAACCACAAGAACAGAACAAAUAUGACCUAUGAGAAAAUGUCCAGAGCCCUACGCCACUACUACAAACUAAAUAUUAUCCGGAAGGAGCCAGGACAAAGACUUUUGUUCAGGUUCAUGAAGACCCCAGAUGAGAUUAUGAGUGGCCGAACAGACCGCCUUGAGCACCUUGAGUCCCAGGAACUGGAUGAACAAAUGUACCAAGAAGAUGAGUGUUGAAGAGACAAGUGCACUGCCUCACCGGGUUUGUGGGAGAAACAUCUGCCUCAACAGCUAGGGUAGUUUGUGAGGGGAAGAAACAAUACAGGAGCAGAACAUGGGGUCGGCACUUAACUUGAAGAUCAUGCAGGACCCAAGGCACCUUAAUAAAACAAACAAACUGGUAAAAGUGGUGCUGGCAGCAAGGUGGAAGAGAGAGAGCCUGGACUCAUGCACUACUUCAUCAUCCCUAUGGAGUCUCCCCUGAGUUGUCUUUAAUUUUUCUUUCCUUGGCUUGUUUGUUUCAGUUUUUUGGGGGGGUUUCUUGUUGGUUUUUUUCCCCCCAAUAAACCCAGUUUAACUUUUCUUAACUCAUAUAGGACAAGUUGUGAGAUUUUGCUUCUUCAGAAGGCUUUCCUAUGGAAAUAGUACGCUAUUGUUCUUUUCUCUGCAAGUCUCAUGACCAUAACAUGGCCUAAAAACAUUGGUGGCAGUGUCAUGAAAGAGAUCGCCUGAUGGUUCCGUGUGUUGGGAUCACAUUUGCUCAUGCUGCCACUGGGCAAGGUCUUGAGCUACCAAGAGAAUUUGGAAUACAUAUCUGUUAAAUGAAGGGGAGUCAUCUUUCACUGUCAAUCUGAGACAUUUUACCAGCAUACUAUGGGCUGGUGUCUUGAGUCCUGCAAGUAGCUUUUCACUGCUAGCUUAGCCCAUGGACCAAAUCUAAUCACCUAAGUGCUCCAGGAAAGAAGAAGAAAUAAGACCAAGGCCUGACAAAAUGCAAUAGACUGAUGCUGGCUUUUGCUCUCCUUCCCUCUUGCAAAACAGCAGAAUUGAAAUGACACAAAUAAUGUGGAAUCUUUAUUCAGUCUUCUUUCAAAAAGCCAGAUUUGAAGUACUCAUUAUGACAAAAGGGAGGUUUGUUUUACACACCAGCUAGCAGUUUGGGGGUUUAUGGCGAAGGGUUGUUCUUUCCAUCUUAGUAGGAGAGAGAAGGGACCCACAUAGUUGCUUGUAAUACUCAGAAACCUCCCCAGAAUUGUCCUGCGCGGCUGGAGAGAAAAGUGAAAACAAUACAGACCGUAUAGCUACACUGGUAUCUUAUAAAUUGGGGGGGGGAGGGGUUUGUUUUUUUGUUUUUUUUCCAUGCGUCCAAUUUCCUACCCAGCCCCUUCUAAUGACAGCUCUGCCAGGAAGUGAUCACUUUUCAGCUUACCUCUUUUUAACACAGUUUUCUUCUUAUAAACAAUCUUGCUGCAUUCUUGCCUUUUAAUUUUAAAUAUUCAUUUUUUUAGCUCCAGUUUGACUUUCAGCAUUUAGGGCAGGGGUUUACAAUGUUUUUGGCCAGAGUGCCAAAAACACCUCAACCCAUGCCUUGACUUGGUGUGGCAGAGGCAGAAGGAGGGGAGCUGCCAAGGGCCUGAUCCUUGUUGCUGGUGGUGGGUGCACACGUGCCUCCAGGCGCACAUCAGUGAAGGGACCAGGGUGCGCUGCCCCAGCCCCUUCCCCACUGUGCACCUUGAGGCAUGCGUACACCCACCACUGCCAGGGAGCUGGUGGUGGGGCUUCGGACCCAAGUGCACCUGUUUGCAGCCUGCCUGCCACCUGCUGCUGCCCAGAGUCCAGGCCAGCUGUGGCCAGUAGCCAGGAGACUGUAGACAGCUGUGCCGGGCUCUGGAGCCGCAACAGGGCUCCAUGGUGGUGGUUGCAUGUGUACUACGAGACGCACAGCUGGGAAGGGGCCUGGGGCAGCACAACCCUGGCUCUUCUGCCCCAAAGCACUUGUGUAGCUGCUGCUGCCACAGAGGCUAACUGGGGCUCUGGAGCCUGGCUGGAUCCUGGUAUAGCUGUUUGCCACAGCUGGCCCGGGAUCUGGGCAGCAGCACCAGGCAGCUGGGAAGCUGUAAACGGCUGCAUCGGAGUCUGAUGGUGGCUGAAUGGGCAUCUCGGGGUGCAUGGCAGGCAAAAGGCUGAAGUUGCAUUUCCCCUGGCCCAUUUCUGACUGUGCACUGCAAAGCGAACGUGCAGCCACUGCCACUACAGAGCUUUACUGGAGCUGUGGAGCCUGGUGCAUCUGCAGACUCCAGCAUGCCUGCUACAUCCGGUCCAGGCUUUGGGCAGCUGCUGCCUGCCAUGGAGUCCAGGCUGCUCGCAGCAGUGCUUGUAGUCUCCCCACCACCGGCUGCAAGCAGCCUGGGCUCCAUGGCUGGCAGCAGCUGCCCAGAGUCCAGGCUGGCUGUGGAGUGGUAAGUAAAAUGGCCUCAUGUGCUAUGCUUUGGCACAUGUGCUGGGGGUUGCUAACCCCUGAUUUAGGGUAAGGUGUGCUCUGGAUGGAGCGGUCAGCUUUGCCUAGGCUGCAGGCAAGAAGUUUCGUAGAAGCAUUGAUCCUUCCAUCUGUGGGGGCUUUUAUGUCUGAGAUGGGAGAAACUAUUUGCCUUUGCAGUGUUACACAUCGACGUGACACUUGAAGGUUUCAGAAGACAUGGUGUCCCCUUUAAAGUGAAGGAAAUUCAAGCAGUCAAAUGUGUAUUUGGUUUGGGAAAAAAUGCACGUGAUUUUUCAACAUGGAGAUUGGAGUUUUUCUGUAGGUAUCUUGUGAUGUUCAAAGGAAAGAAAACCUUUCUGUCUUCAUUAGCACAACCUCUUCUAUGUGUUCAUACAAGUUAGAAAUGGAUUUAAUAACUACCUUGAUUUCUUCCAUCUAACCAAAAAGCCUAAAAUGGUCAGAGGAAGGUGGGGUAUCAUUUAUUAAACCCAUACAACACUUAGUCUAUGCCAAAUACUUAACAGGAAUGUUAAUUUCUCCAGAAAACCUCCCAUUUGGUUACCAGUGGUACCCUGUAUUCUUAAAUAAACUAAGUCCAAUUUCACUGUAAGGUGCAUUGAGUCACUUACUGUAGGGCAAACGGGGUUCAUUAAGGACACAGCCAAAUAUUAUGGAAUGAGGACAGCCCCUUCACAUUUGGCUUCAGAUGAAGCCAGACAGGCAAUACAACUAUCCCUCAGCUUUUUCCAACCACCUAAUGAAACAGCCUUCCAUACUCUUAGAUGAUGUGCUUACCAAAUAACUAUAUAUUGUUUUGUUGUUUUUCCAAAUGUUGCAUCAUCAAAGAACAGCAGGAGCAUCUGUCUGCAGAAGAGAUGCUCAUCUGUUUCCCAUCCCUGCUGUAUAUCUGCAAACCUUUUGGGGCACCAGAAAAAAAAGUGAAAAUGGGAGGUACUGAGUGAUUUUCACUUUGUGGUGACAAAUCCAACUCUGAAGGGAGGCGGGGCAGCUGGGGGGUGGGGAGGGGAGGAGAUUUUGUUGGUUUUAGUUUUGGUGACCUAUCUUCCCAUCAACCUGCUUAAGGGGUACACAUGGCAGCCCUUUCUCAGGGGCAUAUAUUUAGAUUGGACGGCCAGUCUGGCUAUAGCCAUAGCGCAGAGAUCUGAUGACCUCUGACCAAGAAAGCCCAAGACAAAAUUUAUGGAGAGAAUGCAAAUAAGAGGAAGUAAAAACAUUAAAAAUCAUUAUGGCUAAAUAGAGAUCUUUACUGUUUUCCUGUAUUUCUUUCAAUUUUAAGGUGUCAGAAAGGAAAAGGUUAUGCCGGGAGCUGUGCAGAUUCUCUAGUGCACUGGCCAUGACCAAUACGUGAAUAGUUUUUAAUUUUUUCUGCUCCUGCUAUUGUUAUGACACAGUGGGGCAACAAGGAAAGGAACUUGAGUAUCUAAAGUCUUUGCUAAACCAUAGAUUUUGAACCUUGCCUGUAUCUGAUUGCUGUAAACCUAAGACAUUUGACAGUUCUCCAAUUUGUCCUCAAUUCCUUGCUUUUUGUAUUGGCAAAAAGAGUGAAGUGUCAUUACAGAGUGAGUGAAAGGCAAAAGAAAAGGGAAUCUGAAUUGCCACACAGUUCCAGAGUAUGAAAUAUCAUGGAGAAUUUGGAAAUUUUUUUAGCUGAAAAAAGUUAAGAGAAGACUCCAGGCCAAAAUUGCCAAAUAAUCAAGGAUUACAUGUUUCCUUUUUGUUUUUGUGGAACAUUGGGAAUUACUUUCCAGCACAGAGCUACAGGCAUCUUGAGAUACCUUCUGUGUCUUUAAUGAACAAUAGCUUUCUAUGCCCCUAUACAGAUGCAACAAUAACAAAAAACUUAAAUAGUCUCUGGACUCAAAGUAGGUCCUUAAUAUGGUGAAUUUUUCAGCUAAGUACCAGUACUGUCAUCAAGUUGCAGUCAAAUCACAGUGGCUCAGGGAGGGGGCAUAGUAACAAGAAAUGCAGUGCGUGAUGAAGCAACUGGUCAGAUCACAAGGACUUGCAGUAGUAUCUUGUGGGCCUUGCUCAAGUUCAGUUGCCUUUGGGAUUUGGGAGGCAACCUUACAAGCUUUGUUUAACAUACUUCUCUGACAGCUGUAAGAGAGAUUCCUUUUCCUCUCACAUCUGACACACGGUGUGUGGACAGGACACCAAAAUGACCAACCUUUUGGGAAAGGGAGGUAUGCCUGUCAAGAAUAACUUUGCCUUUUCCACCUCCUCAGCCUUCAAUUCAUAAUGCAGAAUUUGCCAGCUGUCAAACAGCCAAACUGUCUGUUUCCUCCAAGGGGAAUCAGAAUAGAGUGAAAGAUUCUGAGGAACAGUCACUUUUGCUGCUGCUAAGGGGGCAUUCAAAUUUGGCAUUCAGAUGGGGCUCUCCCAACCAUCAACAAUCCAAUCUGAAUAAGCCACUGUGUGCAUAUGGAAAGGGAUCUGGGCUACUGUGGCAGGACAGAUGGCCGUUCCGUGGCUGAUAAGGCAACCGUCUCCUGAUUAAAGUCUCAAACCUUUUGAGGACUGUCGUUUCAGAAGAACACUAUUGGGGCCACCUGCAUAAACACUAAGUAAUAGCAAGUUCCCCUAAUCUCACAUAAAUGCUGAGCGUGCAUUCUUCAUGAUUUCUUUUUAGUAUAUGACUGCAACGAAGGGCAAAUCCAGAAUGCAUUUUUUUGGAUUUUUUUUUAAAGAUAAAUUCUAGUCUGUUUUUAUUAAUGAUGGCUUUUUUAAGGUGUGGGGUAAAGGGACUGAAUUGAAUGAAUGUAACAAAACAAACAAAAAAGCCUAUUCUCAGGGCCAGUGAGUUGCAAAUAAUUUUUAAAAUGCCUGUAAUUACAUCAUCUCAAUAAAAAAGUUUUUAAUAUAAAAAAAGGGAA
Alligator mississippiensis (American alligator) is the source of this 7161-nucleotide messenger RNA. It is a transcript of the gene ETV6, whose product is annotated as ETS variant transcription factor 6. NCBI's taxonomy places the organism in Eukaryota, Metazoa, Chordata, Crocodylia, Alligatoridae. The record is from RefSeq and is a predicted model, not a curated record. Gene Ontology annotation, cellular component: nucleus. Gene Ontology annotation, biological process: regulation of transcription by RNA polymerase II; cell differentiation. Bases 796 to 2025 code for a protein of 409 amino acids. The transcript has 9 exons. Gene Ontology annotation, molecular function: sequence-specific DNA binding; DNA-binding transcription factor activity, RNA polymerase II-specific.